Molecule: messenger RNA, 3431 nt
Organism: Monodelphis domestica (gray short-tailed opossum)
Lineage: Eukaryota; Metazoa; Chordata; Mammalia; Didelphimorphia; Didelphidae
Gene: TMEM25
Product: transmembrane protein 25
Biological process (GO): negative regulation of excitatory postsynaptic potential
Source: RefSeq, a predicted model, not a curated record
CAGUCUGAAUUUAAACCCAAGUCCUGUGACGCCAGAACCCGACUUCUUUCCACUUUACCACAAGUGCCUCUAUUCAGUUCAGCGCUGUAAAGGCAGUGUAGUCCCAUGGAAAGAGUGCAGAGAAUUUAGGAACACAAGAGUUAGAAUUUCAGUUCUGCCCAGGUCACCUUGUCACCUUGGGUAAUUCAUUUUACCUCUCUGGUCAACUUCUUAGAGAAUCAAAGAAAGGCAGCAUGGUGUCAAGAUACCCGAGGUCCUGGGUUUGAAUCCCGACCUAUGUCCGCUAUUCCCUCUAUAACUUUGGGCAGGUCACUUCCCUUCUGUGCCUAGGUUUCCUUCUCGGGAAUAUUGGGAGGCGAUUUCUAAGGUCCCUUUCACUUCUAAAUCCUGUGACUCCUCAGUUUAAAAGAGAGGAAACCCGGACUCAGAGAGUGGUGGGACACACGUAGUCAUAGGAGUGGCGGAGAUGGAAUUUGGACUUGGGUGUUCCCCUCUCAGUGCUAACGCUUUCAGCCACAGCUAAGUGAUAAGAUAGCAGAGCCUCAAACUAGGAGCGGCCAUGAGAGGUCAUCCAGAGCGCCCGGGCUCCGGCGUUACCCCCUUUAUCCACACUGUGCUUCCUGGGAGACCAAGGUCACAGAGCCUGGAGACAAAUCACACUCCUGGACCAGCUUCCCGGAUGUGCCGCCCUCUAUAGUGCGGAAACAGCAGGGGGUCCCAUGCGCGUGCCUAAGGUGCAUUGGGGAAAACAUAAGGCGAGUGGGAGCUAAUGCUUCUCACAACGGUCCCUAGCUUCCCACUCCAGAAGGAAGGGGUCGAGCGGUCUAGCGUUCACCUGGGAAGACGACAGCAGAUCGGGCAUUGAUUGGCCCUGUCUGCCCAUACUAGGCGUUCUUGCAUCAUACCGCAGUAUUCAUCAGACCCGAGCAGUUGCUGUCCUCCGUCCUGGAGAGGAGCCUGGACCAGGGUUUAACCGGGGAGGGAUCCCGGGUGAGUGAUGCUCAGGGGAUGGCUCAGGCCCAGGAGAGGGUCUGUCUACUACAGAGAAACUCCCUCCCCCUGCCCCCCACUGCCCAGACGUCUUGCCUGGUACUUAGAACUGGUCCCAAAGCUGAGCCGUCCCCGAAUCCCACUUGCUCCCCUCACCGAGGUGCAGAAAGGAGAGACCAAAGGCAGGGAAAGAGGGCGGAGGACAGGGUGUGGCCUGAAAGAGACCGGAGUGGGAGGAGACACUCGGGGAGGAAGAGAGCCGACGACCUUCUGGUGUCCCUCCCCUCUACCCCCUCCCCAGACCCAAAGGGGAUUCAAACAGGGGUGGACCACGAUGCUUUCCUGGAUCUUCCCUGCUCUCUCUCCCACACUGCUGCUAGUUCUGGCACUGCCGGGCUCAGGGCAGGGGGAGCUGGCACCCCAGAUCGAUGGGCAGACAUGGGCAGAGCGGGCUCUGAGGGAGAAUGAACGCCAUGCCUUCACCUGCCAGGUGGAAGGUGGCCAUGACCCUCCGAGGCUGGCCUGGUACCUGGAUGGACAGUUGCAGGAGGCCAACACUUCGAGGCUGCUGAGUGUGGGUGGGGAGGCCUUCACAGGGAGCACCAGCACUUUUACAAUCACUGCUCAGAGGGCUCAACAUGAGCUGAACUGCUCCUUGCAGGAUCCAGACACCAGGAGGGUGGCCAAUGCUUCUGUCAUCCUUAAUGUGCAGUUCAAACCAGAGAUUGCCCAGGUUGGGGCCAAGUACCAAGAGGCCCAGGGCCCAGGGCUGUUAGUUGUCCUGUUUGCCCUGGUACGUGCCAACCCACCUGCCAAUGUCACCUGGAUUGACCGGGAUGGACCUGUGACUGUCAACACUUCUGACUUCCUGGUGUUGGAUGCCCAGAGCUACCCCUGGCUCACCAACCACACUGUGCAGCUACAGCUACACAGCCUGGCCCAAAACCUCUCUGUGGUGGCCAGCAAUGGCGUGGGUGUCACUAGUUCUUCUCUGCCAGCCCCAGGGCUCCUGGCCACCCAGGUGGAAGUGCCAAUGCUGGGCAUUGUUGUAGCUGGAGCCCUUGCCCUGGGAACUCUGGUUGGCUUUAGCACCCUGGUGGCCUGUCUGGUCUGCAGGAAGGACAAAAAGACUACAGGUACCUCUCGGCGACCAUCUCUCCUCUCCAGCGACUCCAACAACCUGAAGCUCAACAAUGUGCGACUACCCCGGGAAAACAUGUCCCUUCCCUCCAACCUGCAACUCAAUGAUCUCACUCCAAAUUCCAAAGGUGCCAAACCAACUGAUGGACAGAUACCACAGAACACCAGAAGGCCUGACAUUCUGGACCCAGAGAAUGGUGUCCUUUUCACCAGCCAAGGUUUUGUACAUCUUCCGAUGCUGGGCUACAUCUAUCGGGCAUCCAGUAUGAGCAGUGAUGAGAUUUGGCUCUGAGCAAAAGUCCUUCCUGACCCUUGGGAGCCCUUCACUUUUCUCCUGAGCUUGUCCUUUCCCUCCUGACUGGGGAGGGAAAUUUUGUUACCCAUAUAUGAGCUUGACUGGUAUCAUUGGGACCUCAAAUUGGAAUCAGAUGUUCUUCGGAUUGAGGCUGCCCGUGAGAACUAGUCACUUCAUUUUAACUCAGGUUGGUCUUGAGGCUUGGACACAAUGCAAUGAAUGCCCAAACUGAAUGUAGCUAUGCUCAAAUAGCAUGUAACUGCCUGGAGAGGGCAUGCCAUUUCCUAUGCCAUUUCCUGAGACCUCAAAACCCCACCCCUGUGCUUCUUCAGCACUUUAUACAAUGGAUAUGGGGAGCAUGCCAAGCUGGGUAGACAAGGAGGAUGCUGCAUGUCCUGGGCACAGCCCCUUGCUCCUCUUUUAACCAUCUAGGCCUCACCCACACCAGGCAAAAAUUAACUGUCCUUUCUUUGUGUGCCAACCCUGGCACACUGGCAUGGGUUAAGCUAAGCACAACCUCUUCCUUUUGGCUGAAAGCCACCCUGUGCAUCUGCUUCCUCAUGGGUACCACACAUGUGAGUGGUGGAGGUGGGAGAUGGACUUUCUUGACCUCCUCGGUAGACCCAAAGCAUCUUUAUUGUAAGCACUAUCAGUUACUGGGCAUCAGCGUAAGGAGGGAGGGAGGCCUAGUAACGCCCUCCAGAGGGCAUGAAGCUAUGCAUCUGUUCCUGCAAUGUCAGCACUUUAAGAAUGUCCUGUAGGAGAGGGGGCAUGACUAAGAGCCCCCUGGGCUUUUACUUUUUCUCAACUUUCUUCUGUAUUUGAGACUUCCUAGUGAUUCACUGUGAGUGCCCUGGGCCCAUCAGGGCUAAGGUUUCCCUCUUCAAAACUGUUCUGCCUUCUCCUAUUCUUGUGUUCUGCUUAUUAUUAUUCUUGUGUUCUCCCACCCUCUCCAGCCCUCUGGAAUCCAUCUUUUGGCAGCAAUAAACGAAAGUGUUCAGUCCCA